CCACUGAGAUCUUCUGGUCUUCUAUAACAGGGCCUCUUCUAAUGACAUUCAGAGGAUUUCGGGAGCUUGUGGGGAAACUGGCGGAGGAUAUCCGGAAAGCACACGGCCCUUCUACUCCGGUGUGUGAGACACACUGGGCUCACUAUGGCCUCAGCUGUUACUAUAAGUCUUGGAAAGCAGAAUCUUGGGAAGAUGCCAGGAAAAAUUGCAAGUCCAAUAUGUCUGACCUGGUGGUCAUUAAUGGAGACGAUGAGAUGAAUUUUCUUUAUCACUUUUCGGAGCAGGAGGCCACAUGGAUCGGUCUUGCAGAAAAAAUAUGGAACCUGGGAAUGGGUGGACGGCGCUUCUUAUGAGACGACUCCAACGCAUUGGCAGUAUGGCGGUCCUUAUACUUGGCCAGCUUCUGAACUCAAAAAAAAAGAUGAGUGUGCCUAUUUGGUAAACGAACAUUCGUGGAGCCAUGACAAUUGUUCCCACCAAUUUAUGUACAUCUGCGAAAAUAAACGCAUUCUCCUGUAAUGCCGAAAUUCAGAAAACAC
Messenger RNA from Rana temporaria (common frog), 539 nucleotides. RefSeq names its product C-type lectin domain family 10 member A-like. The transcript has 4 exons. NCBI's taxonomy places the organism in Eukaryota, Metazoa, Chordata, Amphibia, Anura, Ranidae. The coding region runs from base 42 to 353 and encodes 103 amino acids. The record is from RefSeq and is a predicted model, not a curated record.